UUAUAUUAAAAUUACUGUAGAUUAAUCAAGAAAUUUAGUUCUAUUUACCAUGAACCGGUGUGUGUGAUCGUCAUAGUCUCCAGUAGGUGGCGGUGCAUUUUGCAGCUGAGCUACGCACAGCUUGUAAAUGAAAACACAAAGUAGCAUUUUGUGUACGGACAUUUCCUAACAGCUUUGGGGACAUAAUUGUGGGAAACGGGUUGACCGGUUUUGUUGUUUUUAGCAUUGUUUGUAACAGUUUUUUUUUCUGUAUGUGCUGAAGUUUCUUCGGUUACAAAAACAUUAAAAAAAAAAGCAGUCAUGUCUUAGUUAGCCUAAGGUUAGCCAGAGGCUAGCCUGCUGUGUGCAGCUGGGUGUCUUAGUUGACUAAAAUGUCUUUUAGACGGGCACUGGUGGAUUGUGCGGUGUUGUCGCUGCAAGAUGGCUGUGUGCUUUAUCCGUGUUGCAGAGGCUGUUUCUCCAGGAUUGAUGUUGACCAGCAGGACACUACGAGAUGCAGAUGCCACAAGUGUGGCUACAGGUGUCUGAGAGAACAGGUGGAUUACAGGUACCGUCUCUCACUGAGGGUGGCCCGGGACAGAUGUAUAUUUGGGAUAACAGUAUUUGGAAACAGCUUGAACCCAUUCUUUGGCAUUCAUGCAACUGAAUUACAAAGAUUGGUGGGAAACUUGGACGGACCUAUGGAACCAUCAACAAGAUUCACAUUGCUAGUGAAGGCAGUCGAGGACUGUUUCAUUGGCAGACAUUUUAUCUUUGGUAUAAAGGUAAUGGAAGCAGAAAGUGGACUUUGGUUUGGAGGGCCUGUUGCGAGUGGCUCCAGCAGUAAAAAUGGAGCCCAGUUUGUUGCCACUCAGAUGAUUCUUCCCAAAGCUACAGGACUGGGAGGCUGCACAGUAGUCAGUUAUUAUCAGAUUCUUCUUCAGAAAGCUGCUGAAUCUGAACUCAUAUCUGCUGAUACCUGCAAAACCCCCAGAUUUCAAGCAACAAUCCCGCUGCUCAUUCAUGCUCGUUCUUCAACUAGCAGCUUUAGCGAUGCCACACUAUCUGCCUCUGGGUUUCUGUCCCAGUCACUACAAAGAUCACAGUACAAAGACUAUAUGCUUACUCCCACCCCUCCAUGGCAGCAAUCACUGGGGCUGGUUACUUCAUCAGCAGAGCAAGAGGAAGACUGUACUCAGGAAAGUGGAGAAAACAGCAGUCAGACAAACAAAAGCAAGGCGCCACAUCCUGCACAGAGAGGCUGCAAGGAAAACCACAAAGUCGCAGAGGAAUUAGCUCCUCUUCUCUUGUUGGAGCACAGUGUUUAUGGUGGUCCAUCAUUUGAAAAAUAUCCAAACUCAUCUAUUGCAAAGGGAGCUGGAAACAGCCCUAGCCUGAACUCUUGGUUUAGUUCUUCCCAGGCUGGCCAGAAAAGGUGCAGCCCCAAGGCAAAGGAGUUUUCCACUGGGCAACUCACCAGAACAUUUUUGUCAAGCUCAUUGGCUUGGGAUGAUUUGCCUUUUUCUGAAAGUCUGACAGAGUUUUUAUGUGAAGAAAAUAAAGAUUUUAUCAUUGAUAGUGAUACAAAGCCAAUUCAGAAUGUACACAGGAAGGAAGAAAAUGCAAGAAAUCAUUUGGGAAACACCAGUUUAAUAAGUGAAACAACUAAUACUUGUCAAAGAAAUGCACAAAUACCAGGCAGUCAUUUGCAGAUGUUACUGGAUGUCACAGAUACACCUGCAGCAAAUGGAGCUGGCAGACAUGAUUCAUCCAGCCAAGAAUGCAAACACCCCAAUAAGUCUGUCAACAGGAGUCAAGCUAUAAACAUUUUUUCCCAUGAGCGUAAUCAGGUGGACGAGGCAGCUAGUUCUCUGUCUUUUCAAAAGGAGGAAGAACAGCAGCUUGAAGGGGACACCUACAACUGUUCAGCAGAUCUGUUCAGUAGCUCACUCGUGAUCACUAUGGACCCACAGAGGCUUAGCAUGCACGCAAAAGCCAUCAGGACUACCACGGAAGCUUGCUAUGAAAAUGUGAAUGUGAUGCAGUCAACACCAGACAAACAGGAAUUAAAAAGUAAGUACAGGGAGAGUUUAAUUCCACAAGACACAAAAGAUUUUGACUUUGUCCCUCCCUCUCAGUCCACACCUAUAAUAAAAGUGGGUGUUGCAUCACAUUCAUCUGCUGCCUUAUACAAAAGCACAAGUGAAUUCAGUUCACAACCUAAUGAUCAGGAUUUAGGAGUUUUUUAUGUGAAGUCACAUGAAAUGGACAGUAAAACCAAUUCUGUUUAUAAAUUGAACACUGGUGCUACCCAGGCCUUGCAGGGUGGGAAAGAAUCUACCAAAGAAAAUGUGUGGAGCACAACAUCCAGCAUGCACAGCCACAGACUCACCCUAAAAAAGAGGGUCUUGAAACCAGUCAAGCAUAAAAGCCACCUGCAUUCUCAGCAGCACCUAAAGAUACAGGGAAAGGCUCUAAACAUGUCAAUGAACUACAAAUAUGAGUCAAAAAUUAAUGAUGUGAUAGAUUCUGAUUGUGAGGACAGUGCCAUAAUUGUUCCUCCUACACCUACUGGUAACAUGCAGUUCAGUGUGCCACUCAGAAGAAGAAAGCUGACUGACAAUAGCAACAAUUUGGGUUCUACUUGGGAAGCGCAGCAGAGAGAUGAAAUUAACUGCAACACAACUUUGUUGGAUCAGACUCUCACAUCAUCAAACAGAGGUCUGGCACAAACAGAAAAUUGUGACAGUGAAACAGUUAGUGAGAGGAGUUUUCAUCAUGAGAACCAGACGUGUGACUGGUCUAAAGAUCUGUUCUCUGACUCUUUCUGAGAGGUUCUGUUGCAGAUUGGCUUUAAGAAAUUCUGCCAAGAAACUGUGCUCUAUUGUGUUGGAAUAGUACUACUGCUGUUACCAUUACUGUUGCCGCAUUACUCUGUAUGAAACAGAUAAAAGGGGCUCGUGCAUUAAACACUACAUAGGAGAGAGAUGCUGUCUUGCCCUCUCUUCUCCCGUUUGCACCUGGAUGUCUGUUCACCUCCCUUAUUUAAAUGUGUAGUCUAAUAUAAUUGCAUGUUUGAUUUUAUGCAUUGUUUGGGAAGCACUUUAAGUUGAAUGGAAUAUGCAAAAAUAUUACAGUGCCCAACUUCAGUGCCUGAUCUCAUAAGGACCUGCAGCUGGGUUCCAAAAUCCCAGCUUAGCAGCAGUUAAGGUGGGGCAAGUCCUUGUUAAGAAAUAUGGUUUUUGAAGCACAUAUAGUGUUUGCAUGUCUGCAUAUAUAAAUACAUAUUUCUGAAAGCAACACUGUCUUUGAAACCAUUAAGGCUUUUUUUCUAAAGCUUGACCUCAGAUGAACUUUUUAUCAUUCCACCUUGUUGGUAUUUGAACAAUACUGUCUAUGAAACAUUG
Messenger RNA from Archocentrus centrarchus (flier cichlid), 3386 nucleotides. It is a transcript of the gene ddias, whose product is annotated as DNA damage-induced apoptosis suppressor. The transcript has 5 exons. NCBI's taxonomy places the organism in Eukaryota, Metazoa, Chordata, Actinopteri, Cichliformes, Cichlidae. The record is from RefSeq and is a predicted model, not a curated record. Gene Ontology annotation, biological process: negative regulation of intrinsic apoptotic signaling pathway in response to DNA damage. Gene Ontology annotation, cellular component: nucleus; cytoplasm. The coding region runs from base 372 to 2810 and encodes 812 amino acids.